Molecule: messenger RNA, 7453 nt
Organism: Rhinopithecus roxellana (golden snub-nosed monkey)
Lineage: Eukaryota; Metazoa; Chordata; Mammalia; Primates; Cercopithecidae
Product: 60S ribosomal protein L39-like
Exons: 3
Coding region: 70-648 (192 amino acids)
Biological process (GO): translation
Cellular component (GO): ribosome; cytosolic large ribosomal subunit
Molecular function (GO): structural constituent of ribosome
Source: RefSeq, a predicted model, not a curated record
GUGUGCUAAGUGCCGUGGCCAGGCAGCAGCUGCACAACGAGCUGAGGUAAAAUAGAGAACUAAGGAAGAAUGGGGGACCCCAAAGCCAACUUGGUGACAUCACACGCCGGAGUCGGACCCACGGCCCCCGGGCCACAGCUCAGAGUGGCGGGACCGCCCGGGUCGGGGCGGGGCCAGGGCGGGGCCUGUCACCAGGGAAACCGCCCUCCUAGUAUCCGCGCGCGGCGGUUGAGCUGCGCCCAGCGAGGCAACUGCCUGCGAACGCCAGUUAGGGGAGGGGCGUCUCGGAGACCCAGAGACACCAAGGCCCCUGCGACGAGGUGGCUGCCGCUAGGGGGCGUCAGGACGACGGACCGGGUUCGAGUUGGGCCCGCCUUUUCCGCCCGCGCUCCACGCCCUUGCAGAUCGGCAUUCGCGUCCGAGAGCGGGAAAAAAGCAGUGUCCAAGGCGCCGAUUUUAUUUGGAGAGAAGCAAGCAUCUUUGCCUCUUUGGAGUAGGAAAUUCAGACUUGAAAAAGGCCUGGCAGGCUGUAGCAAUGCCAUUCCUAGAACUUUCACCUGUGGUUACCUGAGACAGGAAACAGAAAAGAAUGCUCUGACUUGCUCAAUAUCUUCAGCGAUUGAGAGAUACAAAGGAAAUCAUUUAUAGCUACUGCAGAACAAUUUGAUGACUAUUGCUGAGUGUCCUGGAAGAGAGAAGGAGACCAUGCCAUUCAAAGCAUAAAAUUAUAUACCAAAUAAAAAGCAGCUCCUGGCAAGGUAGGUAUUAAGCUCUCAGAGACAGAGCAUCUCAUCAGUGACUCUAGGAUCCGAGCUGCUUAUCUUGAGCUGAGAACUUUCAGAUGUUGGGCGGGCUCAGCAGCAAUCUAUCAUGUGAUAGAAGUGGUAAGUUUUAGAUGCAGCUGCGGCAGAUCCAGAGGGCAUGGUAAUCUGCAUGAACAGGUGGCCCGAAGCUGCAUCUCUCAUCACCAAUACAAUGAUACUUCUUCUUUGCUAACCCUUUGGCCUCAGGUGGGAGUUUCCUUUGACCAGCUAUUAGAGGAGGAAAAUUACCAGGUCUGAUUCAUGGAUAUGUUAUUGAAUAUCUUGGUAUGAACAAAAAAUUGACUAUUACUGAACUGUAUCCCCACUCCUGGGUGGCCCUAAAAGACAAUGGUGAGAGAUGUUCUCUAAGUGGACAAAGUUUGGACGUUGCAUCUGGUUCCCUACCUUGUGUAGAGUGGGAAGUGCUAUAUGGUAAUGAUACGCAUACAGGAGGUCCUCUAUAUCCACUGGUUCUACAUCUGAAGAUUCAACCAACUGCAGAUAUCAGAAAUAUUUGAGAAAAAAAUGCAACAAUAAAUAAAACAAAUUUUAAAAGCAAUAUAAUAUAAGAACUAUUUACAUCACAUUUACAUUGUGUUGAGUAUUAUAAGUAAUCUAGAGAUGCUUUAAUGUAUACAGGAUUGUGUGCGUAGGUUAUAUGUAAAUACCAUGUCAUUUUAUAUAAGGGACUUGAACAUCCACAGAUUUUGGUAUCCAAGGGGAAUCCUGGAACAAUCCCCAGUGGAUACCAAGGAAUGACUUUAUAUAGACUCAUGGACAGUAGUGAAUGGCUUGGCUGAUUAACAAGGGGCCUAGAGGAAGAAAAAUUGGAAAAUUAGUAAUAAAUAGUCUAGAGAUGAACAUGUGGAUUAACCUAUGGAAGUGGUCACAAAGUGUGAGCAUCUUUAUAGCACAUAUUUAAGGCCCACAAGUAAGCAUCUACCCAGAAGAGACAUUAACCAGCUGGACAGAGUAGCUCUUCCAAUGGAUGUGAGCUCACCUUGGUUCUUGGCCAUCCCAAUGUUUGUGCGAUAAGCCCACGAACAGAGAAGCCAGGAUAGCAGAGACAAAGACACUACGUACAGACCCAUAGGCUCCCUCUUACCAAGGCAGAUCUAACUACUGGCAUUGCUGAAUGUCUGAGCUGUCAGAAACAGAAGCCAACACUGGGGCCCAAAUAUGGUACUAACCCUCAAGUAAAACAACAAGUCACUUGGCAGGAAGUUGAUUACUUUGGACUCCAUCCACUCUGGAAAGUCAAAUGUUUUCUUCCCAUUGGUAUUGUCAUGUAUUCCAGGAAUGGGUUUGCCUUUCCUGCUCACAGUCCUCAAACAACAUCACUAUCUGACGAUGAAAGGUUAAAGAGCAUCUGAUUAACCAGCAGGGCAUACUGUGUGACAAUGCCUUGGAUGUCUGGCCAUGGGCCCAAGACUGUGGAAUCCACUCGUCCUAUCACGUACUAUAUCAUCCAGAGGCUGCUGGCCUAACGGUGUUAGGCAGAGUUGAAGUGCCAGCUUGGAGAUGAUAAUCCUCUGAAGGUGGGGUCCUAUGUUGUCAAUAGAUAGAAUAAUUGAUUCCAGAAUUCAAGUGGUGAGAGUAGAAAGUGAACCUACUUACCAUCAUUCCCACUGGGGGAAUUUGGACUUCUUGUCUCCCUACACUCAGCCGCUGUGGGUCUCAAGUCCUGUUUCACAGAGGAGGUGUACUUCCACCAGGGGACACAUUAAGAAUUUUAUUUAAAAAGCUAUGACUGCUAACUGAUUGCUGCCACUAUACCAGAAAUAAAAGUCACCAUACUAGCAGGAGAGUUGGCCCUGACAUCAUGAGGAGGUAGAAUUGUGCUACCUAAUGAAGGUGUGGAGGAAUAUGUUCAGAAUUCAGGUUGUUCACUAGGACAUUUCUUGAUACUCCCAUAACCAGCAUUGAGAAUGGGUAGUUACAGCAACCAUGGCCUGAUAAAAGCAUGGUAGCCAGGGGCUCACGCCUUUAAGGGUUGAAGAUCUGGGUCGUGUCACCAAGAAAGCCACCUAAACUAGCAGAAGUGGUAGCCAAGGGCAAGGGAAAUCGAGAAAGGGUGGGUAGAGGAAGAAAAGGACAAAUAGAUGGUACAGUCUCAGGACAAACUGCAGUAGUGAGCUUAUUCCAUUAACUAUUUCUUAGAAGUUUCCCCAGGAUCUUUAACCAGCCAGAAUUUUGAAGAAGCUGUGAUGAGAUGGAGUGAACUUAAGGAUGGAGUGAGAGAAGCAAGAUCAUCUGUGAAGUACAAGAGGUGAACUAUAGCAGAUAUGUUGAUACUCACUCUCCAGAUCCUCUCAGACCUCUACUAUCAAUUCUGUGUGUCUCAGCUUCUGCAUGCUUUGGUGCAAAUGGCUUAAACCCAAGAUAAUAAAAGGACUGAUCUUGGGCAUUGGAGCUGCCUACCCUGGUCCUCCUUUUCUACCACUUGACUGACAUACCUAGUAUGCAUGGGAUUUUUACGUUUUUCCCAACCACAGGGAGACUCAUGAGCCAAUUACUGACUGGGGGAGCAUUCAAAUGCUCAGUUCCCUGGCUUCUAGGCAGGAAAUCAGGGUUCUCUAGGGGGACAGGACUAAUAGGAUAGAUGUAUAUAUAAGGGGAAUUUAUUAUGGAGUAUUAACUCACACAAUCACAAGGUCCCACAAUAGGCCGUCUGCAAGCUGAGGAGCAAGGAAGCCUGUCUGAGGCCCAGAGCUGAAAAACUUGAAGUCCAAUGUUCGAAGGCAGGAAGCAUCCAGCACGGGAGAAAGAUGUAGGCUGGGAGGCUAAGCAAGUCUAAUCUCUCCAUGUUCUUCUGUCUGGUUUUAUUCUGGCCAAGCUGGCAGCUGAUUAGAUGGUGCCCACCCAGAUUGAGGGUGGGUCUGCCUUUCCCGGCCCACUGACUCAAAUGUUAAUCUCCUUUGGCAACACCCUCACAGACACACCCAGGAACAGUAUAUUGCAUCCUUCAAUCCAAUCAAGUUGACACUCAGUAUUAACCAUCACAACUUCCAAGGUAUAAUUUAUACUCCAAUAUUCUCCAUGGAAUUAGGCUGAAGCUAGACCUUCACCUGAAAGUACCCUUGUGCUGGCUUCUUCCUCUUUCCUAUCUUGUAUCCAUUCCUUACUGAUUCCUCUAGAGAGCAAUUUCCUAAUCAAUCAUGACCAUCCAAAUCCUUAACUCAGUGUCUGCUUUUGGGAGAACCUGAUGUAAGACACACUCCCUUGUACAGUAUGAAACUAUCCUAUGCCAUUAAUUUUGCAAGCUUGUGUUGAUACUUAGAACCAACAAUGUUAACUUCACUUUUUUAUGCAUAUACAAUUUAACUUCUUACUACUCUAUAAAAUCCUUUGAAAGCAAAGACCAUGUCUCAUUAAUCUUAGUUUCCUCAUCUGCAUAUGGUAAUAAUAGUAUCCUCUCAUAGUUCAACAGCUAACAACUUCUUAAUAGUUGUUACAAGAAUUAACAGUUAAUAUGUUAAGUGCAUAGAAGUGUUCCUGGCAAGUGGCAAGUGAUAUAUAAGAGUUUGUCACUAAUGUCAUUGUUAUCUUUGUAACCCCCUCACAUGGCACCAAGAUGAGGCACAAUGUAUUUAUGCUAAUAUCUUUCGGUUCAAUGAACAAGUGAAUGGGUGGAUGGAUGGAUGACAGAACAAAUGUAGUAAUUUUUAAAAGCUCUAAAAGAGGAGGGUGCAAAGAGAUAGCUGCAAGAUUGGGGCACUAUAUUCAAAUACUUUAAAAUGUACUUUAGGUCCAGACUAGAGAAUCUGUUAUAACUGAAAGUUGCUGAAUUAGGCCAUAGUUAAAAAAACUUCAAUGUAAGGACAAAUUUGGAAAGUGUUACACUUCGUAAAUUCCACAAAAAGGUGUGUUUCAAACUUGCUGAAUCAAAACACAGGUUCCACUGUGUUGUAUAAAAUAGCACAUAGCAAAGCAUUUUCACAGAUAGCUUGUUUCUGGUUUUUAGGGCUGGAUAUUCAUGUGUUAAUACAAGGGCUCAAUAGACUCGGAAAUGUCACUACUUAGAUUCUGCGAAAAGUGCGUUUGGGACCUGUUUCCUCAAAACGCAGGUUCAAUUCUGUCCACUCUUGAAUAGUGGGUUGGUGCUGGUGUCCUUCCCGCUGGUAAACGUGAAGCACUGCUAUGAGGCUCCUAGUGGAAUUGACUGUGGUCUGGUGAGAAAUAACUCACACAAGUGAAACUGACGGAAAAAGAGGUGGAGAUUACUAACUACUGGCCAAGCGCAGCAGACAGUGAAGUCAGCUUGGUUACCACAGGCCAAACCACUGACCCUUUUCGCUUGGUGAAUACUGCCUGGGACAUUAUAAUCUACCACUGUUGUAUUAUUUGAUUGGAAAAGCAGCUACUCAGGGUUUCUCUAUAUUUUGGCCUGCUCCUAGAACUCUCAGCGGAAUACUGCUUUAUAACUCAGUACUACCCAGGGCCACACACUUUCCCUGUGCAAUAUGUUCCAAGAAUGGGAUGUUCCACAUUUGGAAAAGAAAUGCUCAUAUAAAGUCCUCACAGACAUUUCUCUUUUGAUUUCCUUCUACCGUGAUUUAUGAAGCUGCCACAGCAUUUGUCUCAACCUGAGCCACAGAGUUGAACAGAUUUUCAUCAUUUUCAGAGGAGUGUGCCUGUGCCUACAGACCGAUUCUUUUCCAUUCAUGUAACUGGGUCUCCAGAUGUGCCUUUGCCAAGCGGUUUUCCGAACUUCCUGAUGAAGAAAUGUAUGAAACUUCUCCCCACCUGUUUUAAGGCUCCUUCAAUCUCUCUUUGGCAAAAUGGUAACACAAACAUCUGAGGAAGCAUCAGUGAGUGCUUGGAUCAUGCCCAGCCCUGAGCCUUCAGUCCUGGCCCCUGUUUAUUCAGCCGGGCAGGCUCACCAGUAGGCUUCCACAGAGCAGAGAUGUGGUGACAAACGUAAGACCUCAUCACCACAGAAAGACAGACCAGAUCCCAUGUCCGGGGGAAAAAAAAAGUCACUCUUUUCACUAAUGACUUUAAAAAUUCACUUAUUCAAGCAAGCACACUACACUGCGGCUCCCACUAUCAUCCUGACUGGCCUGUGUGUGUGUGUGCUCAAGGACUUCCCCGUCACAGGCCAUUUUUGCUUCCCGAGGCAUUGCUUUGACCUAGAUCCUUUAGUUGGGGAUGUCACCCCCUGAAAUGCCUACCCGAAAAGGACAGAGAGGCACUGACCUGAAGUGAACUUGUCGUUACAACAGCCAUCACUUUCCUCCUUUUCUGUCUUUCUUCUAUGAGCACUAAUGCCAGACACCAACCAUUCUUGUGGCCUCUUCCUACUACCACGAUGCUGCUACGGAAGCUGCAGACUUCUCAUGCCACACUGAGAUUUCAAUAUUUCAUAGGUAUUGCAGAUAAUCUGAACUCAUGGGGUCUUCUCAUAUUUUCACUGUAAUCCUCUCUUCCUAGCCCACAAGACAGGGUCAAAGAACAAUCAGCGUUCUUAUUCCCUUCUAUUGUGGCCUCUUGAACUUAGGCCUCAGGUUCACCUAAGCUCUGCCACCUCCCUUAUGGAUGAUUAGAGAGCUCCUUACUAGUGGGGCAUGGGGUACUGAAGGCUGGGGGCAGUGAGGGAUACAAGACUACAUAUUCGGUACAGUGUACACUGCUCAGGUGACGGGUGGGGCACGGGGAGGCCCGUAGGGUCCCUAUUUCCAGUCUCUGAGAGAGAGCCACAUGCUAGAAUGAACCCAGAUUCUGCUGAAGUAAAACUCCUGUAACAUAUUUAUUUCAAGUUUUAAUGAAGAGAUAUUUCAAUUUCUGGCCAAGAGGGAGCAAGAGACUGGAUUUACCCUCUUACAUGAAACAAAGAACAUGAAAAAAACCCAAUAUUUAAGACAUUGGAAAUCCGGUAACAAUGAACAGUGGAUUCCUGAGGAACAGGAAACAAACAAGCUUAGAAGUGGUAUCCAAAGGGAGCAAAUUUUUGCCAGGAAACUUAACUGCAUCCCAGAACAAAGUUCAAGAUAUUGAUCAAAAUACAAAAAUAUCCAGCACCCCAAAAGAAAAUAUUUGCAAUGUCUGGCAUCCAAUAAAAGAUUACCAGUCAUGCAAAGAAGCAGGAAAACGUUACCCAUAGUUAGGAGCAAAAUCAGCUAAAACUGACCCAUAGAUGACACACUUGAUAUAAUUACUAGACAAGGACAUAAAAAUAGUUGUUACAACUGUAUUUUACAUGUUCAGGCAGCCAAAGGAAAGAUCAAAACUAAUAUCUCAGAUAAAAACACUCUGGAUGGGAUUAACGGCAGACUUGAUAUUGCGGAAGAAAAUGUAAGUGAACUUGAAGACAUAGCACUAGACACUACCCAAAAUAAAAUAGAAGAAAGAAUAGUUUAAACAGUUUGAAAAGGAUCAAUGAGCUAUGGAACAGCCUUAAGCAACCUAAUAUUCAUGUUAUUUGGUUCUCCAAAGGAGGGUGGGCAUGGGAGCCCACACCUAUAAUCCCAGCAAAUUGGGAGGCUGAGGCAGGGGGAUCACUUGAGCCCAGAGGUUUGAGACCAGCCUGAGCAAUAAAAUAAAAAUUUUCUUUGAAGAGACAGGGCCUUUCUAUGUGGAAGGAACCAGGCAUGGUAGCAUGCACCUGUGGUCCUAGCUACUCAGGAGGCUGAGGUCAGAGGAUCGCUUGA